Messenger RNA from Lactuca sativa (garden lettuce), 4932 nucleotides. Its product is annotated as DNA glycosylase/AP lyase ROS1. Gene Ontology annotation, biological process: chromosomal 5-methylcytosine DNA demethylation pathway; base-excision repair. Gene Ontology annotation, molecular function: DNA N-glycosylase activity; DNA demethylase activity; 4 iron, 4 sulfur cluster binding. The record is from RefSeq and is a predicted model, not a curated record. Lineage: Eukaryota; Viridiplantae; Streptophyta; Magnoliopsida; Asterales; Asteraceae.
AAAGGGGUAUCAAAUUACUAACUGAGAACAAGAAGCAAUGAAUAAAAAACUCUGAUUCUGUUCGCUUCUCUCUCUCUCCACCCUCUUUCUCUCUUUCUAUGGACUGAACCACUGCUUUCCAAUUAACUUUUCUCGCCGACCACCGACUGAAUUAGAUCUCCGGCCACAAAAUCUACAUCUCCGAUUACUCCCGUCAGCGAGAAUAGCGUUUGAAGGCGGACUGAUGGCGAAGCGGAAACACUGUAAAAUCUGAUUUUUUUUUUUGUUCCUUUUUUUGCUGCAAUUUGUUGAAAUAAGAAUCGGUAGAGUUUUAGGGUAGGCGAGAAUAAGAAAAAAAAAAUUGUGCUUUUUUCUUUAUUUUUUCCGAAAAUGGAUAAUAAAGAGGGGGAAGGUUCAUCUUCUCACCAAAUUUACCCAGCUGACGGCGUUUAUGCUCCGGCGACACCAGCAAAGCCAAGCCGAUCGGAAAACACGAUCUCAAAAGACUGGCUACAAACUCCGUUUGAUGAAGCGUUGUUUGAAGAUUCACAAGCGAACAAGAAUUUCAGCUGCUGGGAGAAUAAUCUGGGUCAAAAUUUCGAGAUCAAUGGUGGAAUUUGUGAUAAUGGUAAUAAUAUUAGGUUUUCCAUUGAUGACGUGGAACCAUGGCAUAGUAUUCCUUGUAUAGAUCUACUUGCGCUCGCAGAUGCCAAUGGAUCGGCAAAGCUUCAUAAUUUCUUAUCCGAUCUAAACGCGCCACCACCGGAAACCGUCGUAACAGAACCGGUGGCGGAGGUGAUUAUCGCACAAUCACAGGAAGCUGAAAUUUCAACAAUUGUGGAAUCGAAUCAAGAAAAGGGAUUGAGUGAACAAAUCAAUUUGAAUGAAACGCCACAACAACCGAAGCAACGAAGGAGAAAGCACAGACCGAAGGUGAUAAAAGAGCGUAAGCCCAGAAGUGCAAAAAAGCCCGCUACUCCAAAGCCCGAUGGUUCUUCAACCGGAAAGAGAAAAUACGUCAGGAGAAAACCACUUGAAAAAUCGACACCAAAAUCAACACCAACAAAAACAAAAACAAAAACACCUGUUGUUGAGGGAAUCAUAGAUCUGACCAAAGAUGAAGAAGAAGAAAAAACUGAAAAAUCAUGUAAAAGAAAAAUCAACUUUGAUGAGGUUGAUCUAACGGUUGAGAAAACAUGUUCUACAAGCACUAUCCCUAUCACCCCAAGUAAAACUGAAACCCAACAGGGGAGAUCAAGAUCCAUUAACGAUGUCAAUGGCAAUGGGAAUCAAAGUUACAAAACAGCAAAAUGUAGGAUAAAUUUCUUGCAAGAAACUCAUGAGAAAGGAGUGAUUACUAAUGUAUCAAGUCCGAAUGAAUCAAACUGCAGCACAAGUGCACAGGGAUCAAAGCAACAGAUUGAAAAUGGAAAUGGAAUUGGAGUGUCGCCUUUUCCUGAUUCUUUGGAGGCAUAUCUAUCAGUGUACACAGACUAUAACAAUAACAGUAGCAAUAACAAUAACAAACCAGAGAGCUUACCUGUGAUUCACAAGAAAAAGAGAAUCAGAAAGCGUAAGACUUCCAUGAUAUCUGUGUGGGAAAAUGGUAUAAAAGUAAGUUAUGAUCAGCAAUCUUACAGAUACAUGCAAGCAUCGACUGGAUUUAAAGGAGAAGCAAUAUAUGAAGCAGAAAUCCAAGUGAGUAAAGCAACCAAGAAACGUGCAAAGAAAACAACAACCACUAUGGUGGUGGCUUCUUCGUAUCAAGACCAAAUAAGCUUCACAAACAACUUAGGGUGUCAACCAAAUUUAAGAUGGAAUUUUGAUGAACUUGUUAAGCAAUUUGAGCGGAUGGAUAUUAAUGGAUUGAUGGAGGAAAAGAACAGGGUGGCGAUUGUUCCUUACUUGUCAAGAAACAAUGAAAAGAAUGUGGAUGUGAAUGUGAAUGUGAACGCUAUUGUUCCUUUUGAAGGACAUGGGAGUGUAGUUCCAUAUGAUGGGUUGUUUAAUCCGAUUAGAAGAAGAAAGCCAAGGCCUAAAGUUGACCUUGAUGAUGAAACGAGUAGAGUUUGGAGGCUAUUAUUGGAAGAUAUAAAUAGUCAAGGAAUCAAUGGAACAGAUGAGGAUAAAGCAAAGUGGUGGGAAGAAGAACGAAGAGUGUUUAGUGGAAGAGCAGAUUCGUUCAUAGCUCGCAUGCAUCUUGUCCAAGGGGACAGACGAUUCUCUCGGUGGAAAGGAUCUGUUUUGGAUUCUGUGAUUGGGGUUUUUCUUACACAGAAUGUAUCAGAUCAUUUAUCAAGUUCGGCAUUUAUGUCUCUUGUAUCACGAUACCCCUCAAAGUCAAAAAGCAGCAGUGAACCUCUUCAUGAAGAGAAUUCAGUUGUGUCUGUUGAAGAGCCUUUAGAUGAAGAAGAAACCAUGAUGUUGAAGGAUAAUGAAAAAAGAGAAGUUGUAUACAGCAAUGAAGUUUCUAAAAAUGUCGCGUAUACAGUUGACUUUAAUGAAAAUUCAGAAUGUGGAGUUGAAGAUAUAAUUUCCUCACAGAAUUCUACAGAUACAUCUCCAAGCUCUGUGCAAUCAUCAAUUGCUCAUAGUCAAAGUCAAAGUCAAACCACUGAAGAACAACAAAAGAGCAGGUGUCAAGCUACUGAAGAGCACCAAAAGGACAGGUGUCAAGCUACUGGUCUUAAUGAAUACACUUCUUUCGUUGAGUUACUUCACAUGCAAGGAUCCAGCACAUCACCUUGUUGCAACGGUUCCGAAAAUACCCUUUUGCCUAAGGAGUGUGGAAGUGAAGAAAGUGGAUUAUCUGCAGAAUCUGCGAGUCAGGCUAGGGGUAAAACGGUCGAAACAAUAAGUUCCCAAGAAUCCCACAAAACCAAUGAGGUGCGACAAGUGUUUGAUAAGGUGGUUGAAUUUAAUUCAGGUGGGAGUAGUCAAACAGUUGAUAAGGGUAGAUCUGUAAUUGAUAAAGUGAGAGCUGGAAAGAAACAGGUUAAAGUUGAGUGGGAUAAAUUAAGAUUGCAAGCUGAAGUCAAAGAAAAGAAAGAGAGAACUCCUUACACAAUGGAUUCAUUGGACUAUGAGGCAUUAAUGAAUGCAGAUGUUAGUGAUAUUGCUGAUGCCAUAAAAGAAAGGGGUAUGAACAAUGUACUUGCAACAAGAAUUAAGGCCUUGCUUGACCGGAUUGUACAAGACCAUGGAAGUGUUGACCUUGAAUGGUUAAGAGAUGUUCCCCCUGAUAAAGCAAAGGAGUAUUUGUUAAGCUUUAGAGGAUUGGGAUUGAAAAGUGUAGAGUGUGUUCGACUUCUAACACUUCACCAUCUUGCCUUCCCUGUUGACACAAAUGUGGGGCGUAUAGCUGUAAGACUCGGGUGGGUACCCCUGCAACCACUUCCCGAGUCUCUUCAGUUGCAUCUUUUAGAAUUGUAUCCAGUUUUGGAGACGAUUCAGCAGUACCUAUGGCCACGACUAUGCAAGCUUGACCAGAAAACUUUGUAUGAAUUACAUUAUCAAAUGAUUACAUUUGGAAAGGUUUUCUGUACAAAGAGCAAACCUAAUUGCAAUGCAUGUCCAAUGAGAGGAGAAUGUAGACAUUUUGCAAGUGCAUUCGCAAGUGCAAGGCUAGGGUUACCAGCACCAGAGGGGAGUGUAGCAAGUAUAACAGAAAACAAAACUGGUCAAAAACUAAUUGGAAUGUCAGAUCAACCUAAUGAACAACUACAACAGCUAUCUGAACUCCAAAAUUGCAAUCAACCUAAUGAAGAACAUCAAAAACUAUCUGAAGUCCAAAAUUGUAACCCUGUUGUUGAAGAAUCAUCAACACCAGGGACAAUAAUUGAAGCACCAUCAACAUCAGGGCCUAUAGUGGAGGUGCCAUUAUCACCAGAGCCUAUAAUUGAGGUUCCCACAACACCAGAGCCAGAACAGAUACAACAAGAACUUGAUAUAGAGGAUUUUUGUGAAGAAGAUGGUGAAGAAAUUCCUAUGAUUAAACUAAACAUGGAAGAGUUUACUCAGAAUUUGCAGACUUACAUGGAAAGACACAUGGAACUUGGAGAAGGUGACCUGUCAAAAGCACUAGUUGCCUUAACAUCAGAAGCUGCAGCAAUCCCUGUACCUAAGCUUAAAAAUGUCAGCCAACUAAGAACAGAACACCAAGUAUAUGAACUUCCAGAUUCACAUCCUCUUUUGGAAGGGCUGGAUACACGAGAGCCUGAUGAUCCUUGCUCAUACCUUCUUGCAAUUUGGACACCUGGUGAAACUGCAGAUUCGAUUCAACCGCCAGCGGGACAAUGUUCCUCCCAAGAAUCUGGGACAUUAUGCAAUGAAGAAACAUGUUUUUUCUGCAACAGCACACGAGAAGCAAAUAACCAAACUGUUAGAGGGACACUAUUGAUACCAUGUAGAACUGCAAUGAGAGGGAGCUUUCCACUCAAUGGGACAUAUUUUCAAGUCAAUGAGGUGUUUGCAGACCAUGACUCAAGUCUUAAUCCAAUUGAUGUCCCGAGAUCUUGGUUAUGGAAUUUACCAAGAAGAACAGUGUACUUUGGUACUUCUAUACCAACAAUAUUCAAAGGCCUUACAACAGAAGAUAUUCAAUACUGCUUCUGGAGAGGAUUUGUUUGUGUGAGAGGAUUUGACCAGAAGACACGGGCCCCACGCCCACUUAUGGCCAGGCUACACUUUCCAGCUAGCAAGAGAGCAAAGACCAAGACUGAUGCAAAUGCAAAUGCAAAUUAGAGUUAGAGAUAUAAAUGGCGUGUAUAAAGAGCAACAGCAGACAUAUAGCUUUGGUGAAAAGACAAUGUCUGCUGUUGAUGGCCAGAGUGGCUUGAUUCAUAGCUUAGGAUUUCAUAGAGACAGCAGUUAAUUUGUAUUAACCCAAAGAUAAAUUGUGAUAUUGUAUUGUUUUAGCUUUGUUCUAGAGAUAUUAAGAGUUUUUACUCUGAA